Messenger RNA from Hemibagrus wyckioides, 12177 nucleotides. RefSeq names its product dedicator of cytokinesis 4 (gene dock4a). The record is from RefSeq and is a predicted model, not a curated record. NCBI's taxonomy places the organism in Eukaryota, Metazoa, Chordata, Actinopteri, Siluriformes, Bagridae. Gene Ontology annotation, biological process: cell chemotaxis; small GTPase-mediated signal transduction. Gene Ontology annotation, molecular function: guanyl-nucleotide exchange factor activity; small GTPase binding. The coding region runs from base 4174 to 9117 and encodes 1647 amino acids. The transcript has 44 exons. Gene Ontology annotation, cellular component: cytoplasm; plasma membrane.
AGCACUGACUGAUCACAACACACUACUGUCGAAAACUGAAAAAUAAUUCAUGCAAUGAAUUCUGGCUGCACAACCAAAAAAAAAACCAAAAGUGGUUCUGAAAAUGGACUUAAGAAAUAAAUUUGUCAGAUUGAAGAAAAAAUAUGAUGGAUAAUUUACGUAAAAAAUAUUACGUUUCUCAGUGAAGUAUGAUUUCAUUGCUUAGCUGAAUUUAAUUUCUAGAUUUUUAAUGACUAGACUGAAUGAUGUUGUGUCACUGUGAUCAAUUCACGCAGUAUUAAAAUAAAAAACAUUUAGACUGCACAGAGUUUGGCAGGAGAACGUACAAAAGUCUUCAGGACUACUUCACUAGGUCACAGACUAAGGAUACCAGAGACUAAAACUCUGUUGGGAGAAAAUACAGCGCUCAAAUAAACAAUUAUUAUUAUUAUUUUUAAACAAACAGAAAAAAAUAAGCACUAGUUUAAGUGUUUCAGGAAAAUGUACACUACCAGUCAAAAGUUUGGACACACCUUUUAAUUCAAUGUUUUUUGUUUAGGGAUUUAUUUUCUACAUCCUAGAACAAUCCUGGAGAUUUCAAAACUAUGAAAUAACACACAUGGACUUCAGUAAUCCAUAUGUAAUGACAACAAAAAACAGUCAGUUGUUAUUUUAAGACACGAAGGUCAGGUGUUCUGGAAUAGUUCUUGCAAGAACAGUAUUGUCAAGUGCAUUUGCAAAACCCAUCAAGCACCAUGAUGAAACUGGCUCACAUGAAGACCAUCCCAGUAAAGCAAGACCAAAACUGACCUCUGCUGCAGAGGAGAAGUUCAUUUAGAGUCACCAGCUUCAGAAAUCACCAAUUAACAGCACCUCAGAUUAGAGGCGUUAUGAAGGCUUUACAGAGCGUCAGUAGCAGACAUAUCUCAAUAUCAACUGUUCAAAGGACAUUAUUGUGGAUUUCGGCCGCCUUCAGCAUUGUUUUCAAUGUAAAACCAGACCAUGGGAUUAGAAGGUGUGUCCAAACUUUUCACUGGUAGUGUAGGUCUUCACCCAGCUUUGGGAAAUCUGGAGGAAGUUUAUUCCACCUCCUCAGUGCCAGAACAGAGAAGAGUCUAGAUGCUUAUUUACCCUGUACCCUGAGAGACAGUGGGACCAGUUGAGCCAUGAUGUUGGAACCGUUGGGAACCGUAACUAUAGUACUAAAUUUAUUCAUUUGAAACAUGUGUAGUAGAUUAGUGCAGGGUUAAUGUGUUAUAUUCCUAAACAUCAGCUUCAUGGCUUUGAUUCUCAGCAGGUCUGAGCUUUGUGUUUGAUUUUGUUGGACGUAUGUAAACAAAUUGUGUUAAUGUACCUCAAUUCAGUCACCAAUAUAAGCGUUUGAAUCAAGUAAAUUCAGCCAUUUUUUCAGUGUAGCUGAUUGAAAAUAUGAUAAAAGUUUUAUUAUUUUUGCCUUUUUUUCUGAGAUUGUGUACAUUUCUCACCAAUCCUCACCAUUAAAACUCCCUCAAAAACAGCAGGUUAAAUAAAAGGCAUUUAUUAUCAUUAAUACGUUUCUAGCGACAGCAGAGAGAAAGUAAAGUGUUGGAUUUCAUUCAGCGCAUUCGGAAAGCACAUGCCUAAACCAUGCUGAAUGUAGGAAAGCUACAUUCCUCAGGUCAGCUGCAUGGAAUCCAUGUACACAUUUCAAUGAAGUAAAUUCAGCAAGCUUUUUUUCCUCGUAUAGGUCCACUAUAUUGUAGGCCAUCCACAUUUUUUUUAAGCCAUUUAUUUUGCUGUUGUAGAGGUAUUUUACAUAUAUGAUUCAUUAAAGUUCAUUACUUCAGCUGCUGGGUAAAGGUCAGGGUUGUUCCUCCAUCUCAGCCACACCUCAGGAGAAGUGCACAUGCCUGGACCGAACGUAUAAAUAAUGAAUAGCAUUAACCCUGUUUUUUUGUCUGGGUAUGAUGAACAAUGGAUUUUUGGGUUUCUAGAUUUGGCCAGGGCUGCACAUUAUUUUAAACUUUAUCAUAAUUUUAGAUUUUUUUAAAAUAUAAUAAAAAAAUCAACUUUAAAAUAGUUGACUGCUAUUUUAGUAUGCUUGGGUAAAGUGUAUUUGCUGUGUGUGUAUUUAGAGACUAAUUGUGUAGCUUUAAAUUAAUGGAGCAGUUCGGUGCUAAUUAAAGAAUACGUGAAGGAUGUGAUAGGAAGCAUCAGAAAGUCACAGAAACACCUUUAAAGAAACAAAAUACCAAAUAAUUAAUCUGUUUAAAAUGACGAGCUCGAGUCAAAUGACAACCUUAAAAGUGAGACAUAACUUUCUAGAGGAAUCCAGACACUGUUAAAGGCUGGAACGCUUCCCCUCAGGGAAAUGGAGUUCAUGUAGAAAGAUGAUGCACUCGUGUGACGCGUUUCUAAUAAUAAACUGCAAAAUGUAAAAAAUAUCAAUGAGUUUCCAUUCGACCCUAACGAAUUUUUGUAGUGGAACAUCUGCAAAACUAGUCACUUUCUCUCAUCACUCACAUUAUAGCAGCUAUAAAUGGUCAGUCCAUCACCAUCAAAUUUUUUCUUUCUUGAAGUUUUAAAGAGAAAGAAAAUGAAGCUUGUCAUGGUACUGAGAAAAAACCCAGAACUCACACAGCCCUCUCUCCUGAAGUUUUAACUUUUACAGCUGUCUGUGACGAAGCUCUGACAUCCGAGACUCCUUCCAAAAUGUCAUACAGAAAGCUUCACCAACUCAGUGAUUAACAAAAAAUGAGUAAAAAGACAUAAAAAGACAAAAAAAUUAGCUUGUGAAAUAGCUGAGAAAUCACACAGCCCUUGAAGUAACUCUACAGCUUCCUCUGAAGACUCCUUCCAAAAAUGUUCAAGAAACGUUUUCUCUAGUGACUUUAAUUCUCUGUCUGACUUUAAUUCUCUUGUGACUUUAAUUCUCUGUGUGAGUUACUGAAGAAAAGAUAAUACUUUAGAGUGAGUGCAUGAAGCUGUGAUCUGAGUUACAGCCUGCGGUCAAGACAGCUGAAUGACCGAACACCUUCUGACCAAUCAGAAUCGAGAACUCAACAGCACUGGUGUGUAAUGUAAAGGCUUCUAAUGCACAGCCCUGUUUUGUGGUCAUUUUUUGCUUAAUUUGAAUAACUAUAAACAAUCAUUUUUAUAAAAAAAAAAAAGAAAAUAAUAAUUGAAAUAAUAAUAACAAUAAUUUAAAAUAAUAAUUAAAAUAUGCAGCUGAUAAUGUGAUGGAGUCAUGGAGUCUUUUAUUGAUUGAUUCUCAAUUGCAGUCACACUUACACACACACACACACACACACACACACACACACACACUGAUACACAGCUGUACACGACCCUUCAUCUGUUCUUCUGAAUAAUUCCAUAUGAGUAAAAGCCCAAGGGGCCGAGAAAGGAGGUGGGAGGGGUGUGUGUGUGUGUGUGUGUGUGUGAGUGUGUGUGUGUAAGUGUGAGUUUGUGUGUGUGUGUGACUGUGUGUGUGUGUGAGUGUGUGUGUGUGAGAGUGUGUGUGUGUGUGUGUGAGUGUGUGUGUGUAAGUGUGAGUUUUUGUGUGUGUGUGACUGUGUGUGUGUGUGAGUGUGUGUGUGUGAGUGUGUGUGUGUGUGUGUGAGUGAGUGUGUGUGUGUGUGUGUGUGUGAGUGAGUGUGUGUGUGUAAGUGUGAGUUUUUGUGAGUGUGUGACUGUGUGUGUAUGUGUGUGAGUGUGUGUGUGUGAGAGUGUGUGUGAGUGUGUGUGAGUGUGUGUGUGUGUGUGUGUGUGUGUGUGAGUGAGUGUGUGUGUGUAAGUGUGAGUUUUUGUGUGUGUGUGACUGUGUGUGUGUGUGACUGUGUGUGUGUGAGAGUGUGUGUGAGUGUGUGUGUGUGAGUGUGUGUGUGUGUGUGUGUGUGAGUGAGUGUGUGUGUGUAAGUGUGAGUUUUUGUGUGUGUGUGACUGUGUGUGUGUGUGUGUGAGUGUGUGUGUGUGAGAGUGUGUGUGUGUGUGAGUGAGUGGAUUUUGGACCAUCAGGCCUCUCCUUGGAAUUAACGCUGAUGAAGCGUUCCAGGAGAAGCCGUUACUGCAUGCCGAGGCUGACCUGACACAUCCCCGGCUCUCACACUGAGCCGCUCUUCAGGGUUUCAGACUCAGCUGUAGCUCAAGGAUUUGGGAAGUAGCGAUCUCCGAAAAGAUGUAUAUGUUGUAGCUCAUAUUUUUAGAAUAGGGAGAAUGGUUGCUGGUGAGAAGAAGUCAGCGUGUAACACGCAGUACAGACGUCCGUUUGGCUGCGCCGUGAUCAACGUCUGUGAUCUGCUGACGGCCGACUGCAAGGACGAGCACCUGCUUAAAGUUUACUCAUGCAACACUGAAAGUGAGUGGUUUCAAAUACAUGACAACAUUAUUCGGAAAGUCAGCUCCCGAUACAGCCAGGUCAGCUCCGGCACAGGACUCGCUGUUUCACUGCAGCUGCUGCACGGAGACCUGGAGCAGAUUCAGAAGGAGUACAUGCGUCUCUUCACUCGCAACGUCUCCAUCACAAGGAGGCUUGGCUUCUCAGACAUCAUCAUGCCGGGUGAAAUCAGGAAUGACCUCUACGUGACCCUGGAGAGAGGGGAGUUUGAGAAAGGCGGGAAGAGCGUGGCGAGGAACGUGGAGGUCACCGUGUAUCUGCUGGGAGCUGAUGGCCAGGUACUGAAGGGUAUGGUGUUUUCAGGUUCGGGUGAGCCUGGGGCGGACGCCUUCCACUCGUUUGUCCUGUACCACAGUAACAGUCCUCGCUGGUCAGAGCAGAUCAAGCUGUGUGUUCCUCCAGAGCUGUUCAGACUCUCUCACCUGCGCUUCGAGUUCAGACACUGCUCUACGAAGGAGAAAGGAGAAAAGAAGCUGUUCGGUUUCUCUUUUGUGCCGCUCAUGCAAGAGGACGGGAGAACACUUCCUGAUGGCACACAUGAGCUCAUCGUUCACAAGUGUGAAGAGACUGCAAACCUGCAGGACUUGUCUCGCUACCUCAAGCUGCCCUUCUCUAAAGCCAGUCUACAACCUGGCACCAACCAGACCAUGAAGAGCAGCAAAGAGUCCUUCUGGAUCCUCUCCACGCUCUGCUCCACCAAACUCACACAGAACGGAGACAUGCUGGAUCUGCUGAAGUGGAGAACUCAUCCGGACCGGAUUAUGGACGGCUUGUCGAAACUGAAGGACAUGGAUGGCACGGAGAUAGUGAAGUUUUUGCAGGACACCUUGGACACGCUGUUCGCCGUGUUAGACGAGAGCCCGCAGAGAUACGGACUGAAAGUAUUUGAUUGCCUGGUACAUGUCAUCAAUUUACUGCAGGACAGUAAAUUCCAGCACUUCAAACCCGUCAUGGACAACUACAUUGAGAAUCAUUUUGCGGGAGCUUUGUCGUACAGAGACCUGAUCCGAGUUCUGAAGUGGCAUGUGGACCGGAUCAUCGACGCUGAGCAUCAUGAGCAGAUACAGCAGGUCCUGAAGGCUGCAGAGUACCUGUUUAAAUACAUCGUGCAGUCUCGCAGACUCUACGCUGCAGCCAUGGCGUCACAGGCUGAGGACGAGUUCCGCUGCUCCAUCCAUGAACUCUUCAAAUCCGUCCAUCUGUUCCUCUCACAUGAGAGCAAAGGAAUCAGCCCCAUCACACACACACAGGCUGUGUUCCUGAGGUCGUUUCCCACCGUGUGCUGCGAGCUGCUGAAGGUGUUCGGUGUGCGUGAGGUGGCAAAUCUGGCGCGCGACACACUGAGCAGCCUUCCCGCUCUCACGCACACAGACUGCCCCCUGCAGGCGGUCAAGCUUCAGUGUGUAGCCAAGACUGUAGAGAGUCCACUUUACACCAACCCAGAAUCACGAUGUGUGCUCCUACCUGUGGUUCUCCAUCUCCUCCUCACUUACCUGAAGGAUCAGAAGGAGUUGGUUCUGUGUGCGAACAUCCUCACCAGCAUGUUGUCUCUCGUCCACAGAGACCCCAACACAGAGUGUGUGGCACCUGAAGAGGUGAACGUUAUAAUGGACAGUCUGUCCGGAGUGUUACUGAGAACGAUACUGGAGGUAACUAAUCGUCCCCAGCCAGCGGCCACCUCCAUGCGUCUGCAGUAUCAGGACGUGACUGGUGAGUUUGUGGCCUGCUUGCUCACUCUUCUAAGGCAAUUAAGUGAUAAGGACUACCAAAAACUCCUGAAUCGAUUCCCUUCUAAAGAUGAGCUGGCGAAUUUUCUUCUGCAGCUCUUCACUGUCUUCAGGAUACUGAUUCGGCCAGACAUGUUUCCUAAAGACUGGACGGUCAUGAGAUUGGUCACCAACAAUGUGAUCAUCACCACGGUCCUGUAUCUCUCCGACACUCUCAGAAGCAACUUCCUUAAUGAGAAAUUUGACUUCAAGGUGUGGGAGUCCUAUUUUUACCUUUCUAUAAUAUUUAUCAUCCAGCCGUGUCUUCAGCUCGAGACGUUCCCUCCGUCCAAAAGGAAGAAAGUUCUGGAAAAGUAUGGAGACAUGCGAGUGAUGAUCGGAUGUGAGAUCUUCAGCAUGUGGCAGAAUCUGGGAGACUAUAAAGUGAAUCUGAUCCCAUCUCUGAUUGGUCCGUUCCUGGAGGUGACCCUGGUGCCACAGCCUGACCUGAGAAAUGUCCUCAUCCCCGUCUUCCACGACAUGAUGGACAGCGAGGAACGCCGCAGUGGAAACUUCAAGCAGGUGGAGGCGAAGCUGAUCGACAAGCUGGAGAGUCUGAUGUCAGAGGGUAAAGGAGACGAGACCUACAAGGAGCUCUUCAACAACAUAAUCCCGCUGUUCGGCCCGUAUCCGAGCUUGCUGAAAAAGAUCGAGAGAGAAACAUGGAGAGAGAGUGGAGUGUCUCAUAUAGCCACAGUUACACGGCUUAUGGAGAGAUUACUCGAUUACAGGGACUGUAUGAAGAUCGGAGAGGUUGAUGGGAAGAAGAUCGGCUGUACCGUUAACCUGCUGAACUUCUACAAGACCGAGCUGAAUAAAGAGGAGAUGUACAUCCGCUACAUCCACAAGCUCUAUGAGCUCCACCUUAAAGUCCAGAACUACACAGAGGCAGCCUACACUCUGCUGCUGUAUGAUGAGCUGUUGGAGUGGACAGAGAGACCUCUGAGGGAGUUCCUCACCUACCCCAUGCAGAGCGAAUGGCAGAGAAAAGAGUGUUUACAUCUGACCAUCAUCCAUAACUUCGACAGGGGGAAGUGCUGGGAGAAUUGUAUCAUCCUCUGCCGAGAACUGGCCAAUCAGUACGAAGCUUACUACGACUACAGGAACCUGAGCAAAAUGAGACUGAUGGAGGCUUCUCUCUACGAUAAGAUAAUGAAUCAACAGAGACUUGAACCAGAGUUCUUUAGAAUUGGGUUCUAUGGCAAGAAGUUCCCCUUCUUCUUACGGAAUAAGGAGUUUGUGUGUCGGGGGAACGAUUACGAGCGGUUGGAGGCGUUUCAGCAGAGGAUGCUGAGCGAGUUUCCUCACGCCAUCGCCAUGCAGCACGCCAACCAGCCUGACCAGACCAUACUGCAGGCCGAGGCACAGUACCUGCAGAUCUAUGCGGUCACUCCUGUCCCAGAGAAUCAGGACGUGCUGCAGAGAGAUGGAGUGCCGAGUAACAUCAAGAGCUUCUACAAAGUCAACCAUAUCUGGAGGUUCCGCUACGACAGACCCUUCCACAAGGGUACUAAAGAUAAAGAGAAUGAGUUCAAGAGUCUCUGGGUGGAGAGGACCACACUGAGUCUGGCACAGAGUCUCCCAGGCAUAUCUCGCUGGUUCGAGGUGGAGAAACGGGAGCUGGUGGAGAUGAGUCCUCUGGAGAAUGCCAGUGAGGUGAUUGAGAAUAAAACCCUUCAGCUGCGUACGCUGAUCGCACAGUGCCAGACGCGGCAGAUGCAGAACAUCAACCCUCUGACUAUGUGUCUGAACGGGGUGAUCGACGCCGCCGUGAACGGAGGACUCGCUCGCUACCAGGAGGCAUUCUUUGCAAAAGAUUACAUUUCCAAUCACCCAGAGGAUGGAGAUAAGAUCACUCGUCUCCGAGAGCUGAUGUUUGAGCAGGCACAUAUUCUGGAGUAUGGCUUGGCUGUGCAUGAGAAAUUCGUUCCACAGGACAUGCGUCCGCUGCACAAAAAACUCAUCGACCAGUUCCACGUGAUGCGAUCCAGUCUGGGUAUACAGCCACAGGAAUUUCCUGCCUAUGUGCGCGUCAGUCCUCUGCAUUUUGCCAAUGGCAGCCCUCGAACCUGCAGGACUCCUGUCCCCAAUGCCAUCAGUCCAGACGGAGGGCGGAUUGUGGCUCGGCGCAGCCCUCUCAGUUACCCGGCUGUCAAUCGCUACUCUUCCUCCUCGCUGUCAUCACAGGCCUCCAACGACGUGAGCAACAUCACAGGCCAGUCGGAGAGCUCAGAUGAAGUCUUCAACAUGCAGCCAAGUCCGUCUACCUCAAGCCUCAGCUCGAACCACUCCGGCUCUCAUAACGUGAACAACUCAGCUCCCUCAAGCAAUAGAGAUUCCCUCCCAUCAGCGUCUCCACUGCCGUUGGACAAACACAAGCAUUCGAAAGAGAGCGCAUGUCUCUCACCCAGAGACCGACUGUGCAGCGGAGUUUUCUCCAACCCUCUGGACCCCACGCAGAGGAUGAUGCCGUUCCAGAUAGACGCAAGCCUGCCACGUUGCGAAGCCAGUUUCCCCACAGCAGAAACCGCAGCUCAAAGCAAGAACAUAAGAGCUCUGUCUCCUAUGCCAACCUCAAAGUCUCCUCAAAAGACCUCAGCUCCUCCCCUCACCCCCUCUCCUACUGACGGCUUGCCUGCGGGCAGCUUAGCAUCGCACUCUCCCGCCCGCUCGGGCAGCUACAGCAGCGGCAUCUCCUCUCUGAGUCGCUGCAGCGUGUCUGAGACUUGUGGCAUCGAUGCGGCACCACCCGAGCCGUCCGUGCCCGCGGUCCUGCCCGCCGAUAACGCCAUCCGCCGCGGCAGCAAGACGCCACCGCCCUACAGCGUGUAUGAGAGGAACAACCCGCGCCGUGCCACCCCACUUCCCCACAGCCUGUCGGUGCCGCCUGCCACAGACAGCACCAACCUGCCCGCCAAACCGCAACUAAGCCGCACGCAGAGAAUCAACUCGGAGCCACGGCACAGGAUCACGCCACGGAAAGUCUCCCAGCUGUAGAGCUCCAGCACAGGAGUAGUACCUGGAACUGUCUAUGCAGAUCAUCCAGGUUAUCAUGAAUGUCUAGUAGUAAGUACUGAGUCACAGUGUCUGGACUUGACGUGUAGUCUUCAAGAUGUUUCAUCAUUGAAAGUUAAUUCUCUUUGCAAUGAUCCCACAGAUCCAUUCACCCUGACUUCACCUACUAGACACACCCAAGUGAUUCCGUGAGGCAAGCAGGAAUAUAUUACAGAUGCAGUUUUAUUUUUUUGUAUUAACUAAAAGGAACACAAUCGCGUGUUUUUUACUGCAGUGGCUGUCUUGCAAUCUUCUGUGCGUUAUUAACGGACAACCUGCAUAAGUGCAGCGUCCAGUGGGUUCUAUGUUUAUUUUUCGUGAAUGUUUUUUUUUUUUUUUUGAAAAAUUUUAUUCAAUUCAUAUUCUGCAUGGAGAUAUAUCAGCGCUUCAAGUUCUCAUGACCAAUUAUUACAGCUGAACUGGAAUUGGGUCAGCGUUAUAUAUCGCACAUAUUUUCCAUUAGUAUACAUCCAUGGCUAGUGAGACUCGCGUACAAGCAUAGCCGUUAAGAGAUUAGAAUCUACUCUAAAAGGGCAUAUAGUUUACAGUUCAGUCUUUAGAUCUGGCAGGUCCACAUACCACUUUAGAGCAAAGGUCUGAAUCAUACUGGUAUUUUUGAUAGAUGUACAAAAAGCUCCUAUCUGUACAGUAUUCCGCUUAUUCAACGGCAAUGUUUUUAGGCCUUAUACAUGGACAAAGAUGUGCAGCGAGUCCUGCAUCCUGUUUUAACCGCUUUGUCCUUUCUGGAAUGGCUGAAAGGUGCUACAUAUUUCUUAGUGUUUCUUUCUGACGUAGCCUUGUAGCUGCCGAACCUGCCUGACCGUUAAUUGUGCAAUGUAACGAAAUCGUGUGGUCUCCAAGUAUUGUGCCAAAGAAACAAAACAAUAUUAACAUUUCUGUUGGUGAGAGUAGCUAGGGCAGCUUAGAGCUCACAUAGCCGUGUGAAUGCUUGUGCUUGACAAUGUGCUUUUUAUGCAGUGUGCUGAGGCCUAGAGUACGAUAGCAUGAGGCAUGUACAGCAUCAAGCAAUAUAACCAGUGUAGUUUCCUAAAGAGUGUGACACUCAAAGCACAGAGGGCACAGAUUGGUUUUCUUUCACUUUCAGCGAUUUCAGAAGGUUUACUCUGAUGUUAGCAGAAUAGCCUCAACAAGACGACGAUUUAAAGCGUCAUAUGUUGGAGUGUUAUAUGAGGAAAGCGAUCUUGAUUUGUAUUUCAGGUGGUCAUGCACAAAAGUUAAAACCUGUUUUUAACUGCCAAAAGCACAGCGGACAUGGAAUUAAAGGAACACUGUACUGAGUAUUUUUUAUCUUUUAAUCCUUGUUUCAACUUUCUUAAAGAAUGUAAAAAAAAUUUUGUUUUAGAUUUUUUUACAUUACAUUUUUUAUGUCAGUUAUUAAUGAGGCUUCAGUUUAAUGAUUCUACAGGACAAAUUUGUACAGUGUUCAAGACUUUUCCCCUUCUCCCCUUUCAGAUUUUCCGAAAUGAUGUUAACAUUUUGACUAAAACAUGUAUUUUCAAGUGAGUUUGAUCCGUUUACUAGGCAUGUGCUGAUAAUCGAUUACGAAAAUAGAUUACAAAACUUAACAAUCAAAAUUAAUAUCAUUAUUUUGGACACUGUGUCUGUCCCAUGUGGGCAGCUGUCUCCUAAUGUUCCUUAAUUUGGACCAUGAGGAAGUUGAUGUGUUUCCUGCUCAGAGAAUGUAUUUUUAAAAAGCUUAAUGUCGAUUAUAUUCUAAAGCUGGACGACAGGCUAGGCAAUUUACCACGAUAUGAAAAUGUAAUAUCUGUCUAUGCGUACCGAUGCCUGAAAAGUAACCUUUCCUGUAAAAUAUAUUACCUUCUGUGUGCCGCCACAAAUGCAACAACAAAUGCAAAAAAAUCUUUAGUGAAAAAGCGACAAGAAUGACAAAACAUCUGAUAGCUGUUCACUGCCGAUCCGCAACCAGAAAUCAUUUCACGGGUUUAACGAUGAUUAAUACUGUAAGAGACCCACAACACGAACUUUUUGGCAUUUUAAUGGUUGUUUAAUUUGUUUCUAGUUGCUAUUUCUGCUCCUCUGUUUGUCAGUAUAUUGUUACUAUGAUGUUUGCAUCUAUUCUGAACACAAAUCUGGAAAAAUCCCCUUUUCGUUGUCUGAAUUUUCUAUUAAAAUAUUCUUGAUGGAAGACAGAGUAGUAAUCAUUACAGGGUAAUUUGAGUAAUUGCAACACUAAAAAAAAAUAUUUCAAAUCAUUUUUCCACACUGAGACGAAACGUUAAUCUGUGCCAAAAAAUGAAGAAUUUGCAACUGAGUGACAUUAAUACUAACUAAAUACUAAUAAUAUGAUUGAAGCAGCACAGCUAGAGAAUUUGUCUGUUUAUUGUUUGUUUGUUUGUUGUUUGAACAUCACUGUAAUUUUACUGUUCUCGUAAAAAAGCACAGUUUUGAACCUUAUAUCGGUCAUCAGUUUCUUAAGCAAACCCGAGUAAUAGCAGCUAAAGUGGAUUCAGGCUUGGAAACGCAUGACUCUGUAAAUGGUGGCCAUUAGUACGUUGCUUGUGUGAAUGAAUUGAUAAACAGUGUUGCAGUUGUGUUCACAUAUGCCUAUGCUACUAAAGAUGCUCAUUCUAGGCAAUUUUGUAAUUUUUAAUGGAUUGCCUAGUGACCACUUUUAGAAAAACAAACUAGUAUUCUUGUAUUAUCUCUCUUUUUCCCUCACUUUGUCUCACCUUUUGUAUGGAUUAGGUUUUAUCUUUUUUUGUUCAAUUUUUUGAACCUGUAAAGUUGUACUUUAUAUCAUAUAAUGGGAUGAAAGUAUUCCAUAUAGCCCGUGUUACAGAUUUUGUACAAACUGUGUUUAUAUGAAAAUGUAACCCGUUCAUAGGCUUUGAAUGUUGCAAUGAAAAUUUUUAUUUGUAAAUGUUGACUAUUAGACAUUAAUGAAUAAAGGUUGAUUGAUGUAAAAAAAAAAAUGGUUAAAAGGAUAAAACCAUAUUAACAUUCCACUAUUAAAAACACUUA